Aspergillus homomorphus CBS 101889 is the source of this 2871-nucleotide messenger RNA. RefSeq names its product AAA family ATPase SEC18. NCBI's taxonomy places the organism in Eukaryota, Fungi, Ascomycota, Eurotiomycetes, Eurotiales, Aspergillaceae. Gene Ontology annotation, biological process: Golgi to plasma membrane protein transport; SNARE complex disassembly; intra-Golgi vesicle-mediated transport. Gene Ontology annotation, cellular component: Golgi stack. Gene Ontology annotation, molecular function: ATP binding; ATP hydrolysis activity. The coding region runs from base 247 to 2691 and encodes 814 amino acids. The transcript is spliced from 4 exons. The record is from RefSeq and is a predicted model, not a curated record.
CCCAUUCCUUCAUCUUUUCAUACGCCUGCCACCUUACAGACAACUUGAAUAUACUUGCAGUCAGCCUUUCGAGACAUCUCUUCAUUUUCUUUUUAAACUAUUCUGUCUUACCUCUCAUUUUAGUUGAACUUUUGCCACAGCUGCCGGCAGCAUUUAAUCGCCCCUCCCCCACGCUCAACCGCACUGUCAGGCAUCGUCUAACUCUAUAGUCGUGUCGGCCUAAUAAAUUUUACAUCUUGUGCAAAAAUGUUUAAUCGCAAUAACUACCCCUCUGUGCCCAAUCCCUUCGGCGCUCGUCCCUCGCGCGGGGACGGCUAUCCUGCCCCUAAUCAACCGGGCGGAUAUCCUUCUGCAGGUCCCGGAGGAUAUGGAGCCCCGCCGCAGUCUAUGGGCAGGCCUAGCCCAUCCCACAUGCCACCACGGAGCGAGAAGCCCGUCAGCUCUGGCCAGACAUGGACGCUGCGGCCUGCAAAGAGCCCCGACAAUGUGUAUACUUUCGGAAACUUAGUCGCGGUUUCAACUCAGGACUUUCCUCCCUCGCGCGAUGGACACGAUCUCCUCCUUCUCAUCAACGACCUCUACGUUCUUUCUGCGCGUCCUCUCGAUGGGUUCCCCCCGGGUCACAUUAGCAUGUCGGAUCCCCAGCGGACUUGGGCUGGUAUCGCUUUCACCGAUUCGGUGCAAGUGCAGAUCUAUGAUCCUUUCAGCCAGGGUGGCCAGGCGUACGUCGGCUCCACCGAUAUCGAAGUAGGAUUCGCUGGCAAGAAGAGGGUUGAGACUCCGUAUGACCAGGACGAACUGGCCAGCGUUGUGAUCAAGAACUUCGAAAAUCAAAUAUUUGCUCCCGGUCAAAAGAUCCUCAUGGAUCACCGGAGCAUCCCGCUUUUGUUGACGAUCAAGACUGUUCAGCGCGUUGAUUUGUCCUCUGGCAAGCCCGACGCUAGCGGUGGACAGGUCGAGACCGACCCUACUGCUAGAGGUAUCCUUACAAGACACUCCCAGAUCACUUUCUUCAAGGAUGCUCGUACUGGCAUAAAUCUGAAGGCCUCGAAUCGACGACCGGCAGCCAAUUCUAUCAUCCAGCCUGACUUCAAGUUCGAGAAUAUGGGUAUUGGUGGUCUCGACUCAGAAUUCAGCACUAUCUUCCGUCGUGCCUUUGCAUCUCGCAUUUUCCCGCCGGGACUUGUUGAGAAAUUAGGCCUUCAGCAUGUGAAGGGUAUUCUGCUCUAUGGUCCUCCGGGAACGGGUAAAACACUGAUUGCGCGUCAAAUUGGAAAAAUGUUGAAUGCCAGGGAACCUAAGGUUAUCAAUGGACCGGAAGUGCUCAACAAGUACGUUGGUCAGUCGGAAGAAAACAUUCGAAAACUCUUUGCGGACGCAGAGAAGGAGUACAAGGAGAAGGGCGAGGAGAGCGGCCUUCACAUUAUCAUUUUCGAUGAGUUGGAUGCCGUUUGUAAGCAGCGUGGCAGCGGAGCAGGUGGAGGUACCGGAGUUGGAGACAGCGUGGUCAACCAGCUACUCUCCAAGCUCGACGGUGUCGACCAGCUCAACAACAUCCUACUCAUUGGUAUGACCAACAGAAAGGACAUGAUCGAUGAAGCCCUCCUGCGUCCUGGUCGUCUUGAAGUUCACAUGGAAAUCUCGCUUCCGGACGAGAGCGGCCGUGCUCAGAUCCUCAAGAUCCAUACUCAAAAAAUGCGCGACAAUAGUGUAAUGGACGAUGACGUGGAUCUGCCCGAGCUGGCUCAGCUGACGAAAAACUUCUCUGGUGCCGAAAUUGCUGGUCUUGUCAAAUCCGCGUCGUCAUUCGCAUUCUCAAGGCACAUCAAAGUUGGAACGAUGGCUAACGUCAGUGAUGAUGUUGUGAAUAUGAAAGUCAAUCGAGCUGAUUUCCACCACGCACUUGACGAAGUCAAACCAGCAUUUGGUGUUUCGGAGGAAGAGCUGUCAAGCCGUAUUCAGUAUGGCAUCAUCCACUUCUCAACUGGCAUCAAUGAGAUUCUCAAGGAAGGAGAGCUUUUUGUGAAGCAAGUUAGCAAUGCGGAAUCCUCUCCUUUGUUCUCUGUCCUGCUGCAUGGCCCGACCGCAAGUGGAAAGACCGCUCUUGCUGCUCGGAUCGCCAUUGACUCGGGCUUCCCCUUCAUCAAGUUGAUCAGUCCUGAGGACAUGGUCGGAUAUAGUGAAAUGGCGAAGAUCCAGCACAUUACCAAGAUCUUUGAUGAUGCUUACAAGAGUCGUACGAGUGUUGUCGUGGUUGACAAUAUCGAGCGCCUUAUUGAGUGGGUUCCUAUCGGUCCUCGCUUCAGCAAUGCAAUCUUGCAAACGUUGAUGGUGUGCUUGAGAAAGCAGCCUAGCAAGGGCAGACGACUUUUGGUCCUGGCGACCACAACGGAGAGGGCUGUGUUGAAGCAGCUGGACGUGUAUAACUCGUUCAAUGCGGAUAUCAUGGUUCCCAAUGUCAUGACAUACGAUGAGCUGAGACAUAUUCUGGAGAAGUCCGAAGCCUUUGAAGCGCAGGAAAUUGAGCAAGCGCUAGAGGGUCUUGAUGACAUCUCCGAAAGCAAAACAAUUGGGGUUGGUGUCAAGAAGGUGCUUCUGGGAAUCGAGACGGCCAAGCAGGACGUCGAUAAGGUAGGGCGCUUUGUGCGUGUCAUCAACCGUGCCAUUCAGGAGGAGCACACUUUUGCGUAGAGUUGGCAGGAGCUAUGAACAGCGAGACUGGUAUAUCAUGGUGUAUAAUGACGCUAGAGCAAUUGAGCAUGACAGUAUACAUGCUAUACGUCAUCUUUCUCACAGGCUGGCUUGGUCAUGCCCCUGCCGUGUUAUUUCAUUCAUUUAACUUAACACUAUUGUAGAGGUAACUACCCACCC